This is a messenger RNA of Aspergillus neoniger CBS 115656, 1685 nucleotides long. RefSeq lists its product as uncharacterized. The transcript is spliced from 4 exons. The record is from RefSeq and is a predicted model, not a curated record. Bases 501 to 1520 code for a protein of 339 amino acids. NCBI's taxonomy places the organism in Eukaryota, Fungi, Ascomycota, Eurotiomycetes, Eurotiales, Aspergillaceae.
GGUUGAUCCCUCCCGUGCCUGGGGGGGAGGGGGGGUGUUGAAGGGAAAUGCUGGGUCACUCCUUUCCCUUUCUGAGAUUGAGCUCCCCAGAAAUCAUGGCCAGGCUGGAAUCUAAUGGUCCCAUGGCACACUCAAGGGUGACACAACCGAGCCUACCACGAGUCCCCGAGAAGCGGAUCUUCAUCGACGAGGAUGUGCUGGUCCCCGAUAGUCUUCAAAGACCCACUGUUAGAUCUAGGUCAAACCCAACACCUUAGAUUCUACCGACACUUUCUCUCGAGGAUUUCCAGCAAUAUCGAGCUACUAUCUGCAAUAUAUUUGGAAUCGGAGCUGUCAAUUAUGGUCCGGCUGAGACUCCGAGGCAGCUCCAAAUUAAACUUUCUUUGUCUCCGCCAGACUGGGAUGCUCGAGGUCUCCCGGUCCAUCACCUGAAUAUAAACCCCCUGUCCAGUACCCGUUUCCCCGUUGAUGACUUCAGGCUUGUCCCGUAAAGCUUCACAAUGAGCAAUACUGGGGGUGAUGCCGCCAUCAUCGUGGGGUACCUCCUUGCGACGCUGGCAAUCAGCAUCAUGGGCCUCCGGCUCUAUAUGCGCCGCUAUCGACGACAGUCCUUCGUCAUCAGCGACUAUAUAACCCUUUUCUGCUGCCUUCUUCUGGUCUAUAUCAUGAAUAUCACUCUUGUUUUUGGGACUCUUGGUAACGUUGCCAACACAUAUAUGGCGGGCGAAGUACCGAGUCGCGCCGAUAUUAAGCGUUCCCAGAUGAGCAGCAAAGUCACUUAUGCUGGUGCAAUCAUCUACUUCACCUAUAUUUGGUGCCAGAAGGCCAUCGUUCUCUGCUUCAUCAACCGACUUCUAGGGGUGCUUCCGUGGCCAUACAUAUGGAUUCGCCUCAUGUGGGCCAUACUAGGCGUCACCUACAUAACGUUGCUCCUUCUCUUCCUCACUAUAUGCAGACCACUGAGUCUGUACUUCCAGGUCUAUCCCGAUCCAGGCCCUUGUAUCAGAUCAACAUACCAGUUAUCAGCCCAUGCCGUUUUCAACUGCGUCACCGACGUAAUGCUAAUUAUCCUUCCGAUCCACUGGCUCCUUAAGAUUAGGCGUCCCUGGUACAAACGCGCCCAGCUGAUUGGCCUCUUCUCCAUUGGAAUCGUCCUCGUGAUAAUUUCUGCUCUUCGUUUCCCGUUCCACCAAGGUUCACUCGACACACCCUUGCAAACAAUUCUGAGCCCAAUAGAGGAACUUCUCUCGGCACUGGUUGCCAACGUGCCCACAUUGUACAGCCUCCGACGGGCCAGGCAGCCAGAGACGCCUCCACACCCUACGCAACCACCCCCGAAGAGACUCCCACGAGCGGUCGACAGUAUCAUAAUUAUGCAGACUGUGGAUGUAGAGGAAUCUCGUACAAAUGAUCAGACACUCUCUACGACAAUAACUGAUCGAGCGUUAUCCACUACUAUGGCCGAUCGGAACCUGAAGAACGACAGCGACGGACAUCUUGUUCGCAAUGAUCCGGAAUGAAGCAAAUAAGAGCAUGUAGCAUAUAGAAGGAUCUUACAGGAUCUAUGCAUAGCAUAUAGUACGAGUUGAUGUAUAUAGCGAGACGGCGGACUGACCUGAUUAGCCCUCAGUGCACACAUCCGGGUCCGCCAUACGCAGUGCCCUCUGGACAGGGAGAUUUUCGGG